Danio aesculapii is the source of this 7919-nucleotide messenger RNA. RefSeq names its product calcium channel, voltage-dependent, T type, alpha 1G subunit (gene cacna1g). The record is from RefSeq and is a predicted model, not a curated record. Gene Ontology annotation, molecular function: low voltage-gated calcium channel activity; voltage-gated sodium channel activity. Gene Ontology annotation, biological process: calcium ion import; sodium ion transmembrane transport; calcium ion transmembrane transport. Gene Ontology annotation, cellular component: voltage-gated calcium channel complex; neuron projection; voltage-gated sodium channel complex. The coding region runs from base 38 to 7183 and encodes 2381 amino acids. The transcript is spliced from 37 exons. Lineage: Eukaryota; Metazoa; Chordata; Actinopteri; Cypriniformes; Danionidae.
UUGACUGCUUCUUCUCACAUGGUUCGAGAGGGCCAGUAUGCUGGUGAUCCUGCUGAACUGUGUUACUCUGGGGAUGUUUCACCCGUGCGAGGACAGCCACUGUGACACAGAGCGAUGCAAGAUACUAGAGGACUUUGAUGAUUUCAUCUUUGCUUUUUUUGCCGUGGAGAUGGUAAUCAAAAUGGUUGCACUGGGUAUCUUUGGGAAAAAGUGUUACCUUGGAGACACCUGGAAUCGGCUAGACUUCUUCAUUGUGUUGGCUGGGAUGCUGGAAUACUCUCUCAACCUGCAGAAUGUUAGUUUUUCUGCGGUCCGAACAGUCAGAGUACUUCGACCUCUUCGGGCUAUCAACCGAGUUCCCAGUAUGAGAAUCCUGGUGACGCUUCUACUUGACACUCUCCCCAUGCUGGGCAAUGUGCUGCUGCUUUGCUUCUUUGUUUUCUUCAUUUUUGGGAUCGUCGGAGUCCAGCUGUGGGCCGGGCUCCUCCGCAACCGCUGCUUCUUACCUGAAAACUUCUCCCUACCUACCAGCCUAGAACUUCGCAAGUACUACCACACAGAAAAUGACGAUGAAAACCCGUUUAUCUGCUCCCAACCAAGGGAGAACGGCAUGCGUCUGUGCACCUCCGUCCCCACGCUCCAUGAGGAGGGCCGGCAGUGCCAGCUGGACAUGGCAUCUUACAAUAGCACAGACAACACCACCUGCGUCAACUGGAACAAGUAUUACACCAACUGCUCCGCCGGAGAGGCCAAUCCCUUCAAGGGGGCCAUAAACUUUGAUAACAUUGGAUAUGCCUGGAUUGCCAUCUUUCAGGUUAUUACUCUGGAGGGCUGGGUGGACAUCAUGUACUUUGUUAUGGAUGCUCACUCCUUCUACAAUUUCAUAUACUUCAUCCUCCUGAUAAUAGUGGGCUCGUUCUUCAUGAUCAACCUUUGUCUAGUUGUCAUAGCGACACAGUUCUCCGAGACCAAGCAACGGGAGAGUCAGCUGAUGAAGGAACAGCGAGUUCGCUUCAGGUCCAACGCCAGCACUCUCAACAGCUACUCCGAGCCUGGAAGCUGCUAUGAUGAGCUGCUCAAAUACCUGGUCCACGUCAUCCGCAAAGGCACCAGACAAAUCGCUCACCUCAUCCGGGCUGCGGGUCGCCGGGCAGGCCUGAGGAUCUGUGCUUCUCCACCUCUGGAAGCACCACCCACUAAAAGACGUCGACAGAAGCAGCGUCAGGGAUCUAUUCGUCACAUCAUGCACCAUCAUCACCACCACCUCCACCAUCACUAUCAUUUGGGCAAUGGGAGUGUCCGAUCUGACGGGGGACGAGAGGUGGACAAUCCUUCACAGAGUGGCGUUGUCAACAAAAGUGGCAAUGUCAAUCUAAUGUUACCUGUCAUUGUCCCUCAGCAGGACGCCUUUAGUGGGUCUUUUGGCCCCAGUAGUGCCGAAUCGGUACAUAGUGUUUAUCAGGUCUCGGGUCACCUCGAGCCACUUCGAUGUGGCCUUUCACCUUCUCCCACAGUUCUUCAGGCGUAUAAGAGGAACUCAGUGCCCUUUGCAGCUCCAGUACAUAAGAACUACCCCACUUUACAGUCGUCUCUGGCCUUAGAGCAGCUCAGACAGAGAAUCCUGGAUCCUGGAGGAAGCAGCUGCACUGCUAGUGUCCUUACCAGCCUGAACAUACCGCCAAAUCCCAUCAACACCUCACAGUGCCUGGUGGAGACUCAAGGUCCUCCUGGCAAGGUCAUCUCCAAGGAUGCCCUCAUGAACUGCAGUAGCACAAACAUAGACACAGCUCUGACCUAUGACCCUGAAACCUGUCCGUAUUGUGCCAAAUCAAUGGCCAAUGACUCUGAGGGAAUAGAUGGUAAUGAGACGGCAGACUCUGACAGUGAGGGUGUCUAUGAGACACAAGUUGCCCAUUAUCGGGACAGCAGAGGUCCUAAGAAGAAGAAGAAGUUUGCAUUAGGAGCACGGGCAACAAAGGUGAUCGAUUUCUGGAGGCUGGUCUGCGGCACUUUUCGCAAGAUUGUGGACAGCAAGUAUUUUGGACAAGGAAUAAUGAUCGCCAUUCUUAUUAACACUCUCAGCAUGGGCAUCGAGUACCAUGAGCAGCCUGAUGAGUUGACAAAUGCUCUGGAAAUAAGCAACAUCGUCUUCACCAGUUUGUUUGUGCUGGAGAUGCUCCUGAAACUGCUGGUCUACGGGCCUUUUGGGUACAUCAAAAACCCCUACAACAUCUUUGACGGCAUUAUUGUUGUAAUCAGUGUUUGGGAGAUUGUCGGCCAGCAGGGAGGAGGUUUAUCAGUGCUGAGGACCUUCAGGCUGAUGCGAGUGUUGAAGUUGGUCCGCUUUAUGCCCGCCUUGCAGAGGCAGUUGGUGGUCCUCAUGAAGACCAUGGACAAUGUUGCCACCUUCUGCAUGCUUCUGAUGCUUUUCAUAUUCAUUUUCAGCAUUCUAGGCAUGCACUUGUUUGGGUGUAAAUUCGGCUCUGAGAGAGAUGGAGACACACUUCCUGACCGAAAGAACUUUGAUUCCUUGCUGUGGGCUAUUGUUACAGUUUUUCAGAUCCUGACUCAGGAGGACUGGAAUAAAGUGCUGUACAACGGGAUGGCCUCCACCUCUCCUGUGGCUGCUCUGUACUUCAUCGCCCUCAUGACCUUUGGGAAUUAUGUCUUGUUUAACCUCUUAGUUGCUAUCUUAGUGGAGGGAUUCCAAACAGAGGAAAUAACCAAGCGGGACGAUUUGCAUGGCCAGCUGAGCUGUAUUCAGCUGCCUAUAGACUCAGGGGGUGAUGCCUCAAAGUCAGACUCUGAAGCCGAUAUUUAUGCACGGAGCUUGGAGGAUGUUUCGGGACACAAGAAGGAUAUGUCUGCAUCAUCCGUUGUGCCCAUCAAUGGCCAUGUGGAUCUGAAGAGCAGCCUGACGCCGCCUCUGAUCACCCACACAGCUGCCACACCAAUGCCCAUCCCCAAGAUAUCAGGAGGAGGAGAUUCAGCACUAAGCCACGAGUCCCGCAGAGGCAGCAGUGUCUCUAUGGAACCCAAUGGACAAGACAAAUCUCCAUCCAGUGCACGGAGCUCCCCUAAUGCCCCCUUGAGCUCCGCCAGUAGCUGGAACAGCAGGCGCUCCAGCUGGAACAGCCUAGGCCGAGCCCCCAGCCUUAAGAGGCAGAAACAUCAGUCUGGUGAACGGCGCUCCUUGCUGUCUGGUGACGGCCAGUCCAGCUCUGAUGAGGGGGAUGCAGGAGAGAGCGUGGGGGGCAUGUCUGAGGGUGAUGAUGCCUCCCUUGCCAGGACGGACUCGCUGGGCCAGAGGCCUCGACACAGGCGCAUGGAGUCCCUGGAGACACGCAGCUCAUUUGAUCUCCAUCCAGACACCCUGCAGGUGCCGUACCCGCACCGCUCUGGCAGCAUCCACAGCGCACGGCCACCCAACUUCCUCAGCAAUGGAAAGACUUCUCCAUCUGCAGCAACCACACAGCUCUCUUUGGAUGAACACCACAGCGAAGAUGACAACGCAGACGAGGAAGGAAACCUGAGUCGCAGGGCUCGUCUGUACAGAUGGCUGGAGCACAAGCAGCCCGAAUGGUGUCGGCAGAGGGUCACCUGGUCCCUUUACCUCUUCCCUCCAGAGUCACGGUUUCGUGUGACAUGCAAUAAAAUCAUCACCCACAAGAUGUUUGACCAUGUGGUUCUUGUCAUCAUCUUUCUCAACUGCAUCACCAUCGCCAUGGAGAGGCCCAGAAUCGACCCCUCUAGCGCUGAACGCAUCUUCCUGACGUUGUCCAACUACAUAUUUACUGCCAUCUUUGUGACCGAAAUGACAAUAAAGGUGGUUGCUUUGGGAUUUUGUUUCGGAGAGAAGACCUACCUGAAGAGCAGCUGGAACAUUCUGGAUGGCAUGCUGGUGAUGAUCUCUGUGAUUGACAUCCUCGUGUCCAUGAUCUCCAACAGUGGCACCAAGAUCCUGGGCAUGUUACGCGUGCUGCGGUUACUGAGGACACUCAGACCGCUCAGGGUGAUCAGCAGAGCUCCAGGACUGAAGCUGGUUGUUGAGACAUUGAUGUCGUCUCUCAAGCCUAUCGGAAACAUUGUGGUCAUCUGCUGUGCCUUCUUCAUUAUUUUUGGGAUAUUGGGAGUUCAGCUUUUCAAGGGGAAGUUCUUUGUGUGUCAUGGGGAAGAUACGAGAAACAUCACCAACAAGUCAGAUUGCCUCUUGGCAAACUACAAAUGGGUCAGACACAAGUACAACUUUGAUAACCUUGGACAGGCCCUCAUGUCCCUUUUUGUUCUGGCUUCCAAAGACGGUUGGGUGGAUAUCAUGUACGAUGGACUGGAUGCUGUCGGCGUGGACCAGCAGCCCGUCAUGAAUUACAACCCAUGGAUGCUGCUCUAUUUUAUCUCCUUCUUGCUGAUCGUGGCUUUCUUCGUGCUCAACAUGUUCGUCGGCGUGGUCGUCGAGAACUUUCACAAGUGCAGGAGAAACCAGGAGGAGGAAGAAGCCAAACUGCGUGAAGCGAAGCGCCAGAAACGGCGUGAUAAAAAACGAAGGAAUAUAAUGCUGACCGGUGUCAGUUGGUCCAGUCCUGAUCACACACAAGAAGCCCAGAGUAAACCCUUUUACUCCGAUUACUGCCCAACACGACGUCUCAUCUACAACAUGUGCAAGAGCCAGUAUCUGGACCUGUUCAUCACCAUCGUCAUCGCCCUCAAUGUCAUCACCAUGUCUAUGGAGCACUACCACCAACCAAAGGUUUUGAGCGAUUCCCUGAAGAUCUGUAACUACAUCUUCACAGUCAUAUUUGUGCUGGAGUCCAUCUUCAAGCUUGUUGCUUUUGGAUUUCGCCGCUUCUUCAAGGACAGGUGGAACCAGUUGGAUCUGGCCAUUGUUUUGUUGUCCAUCAUGGGCAUAACACUGGAGGAAAUCGAGGUCAAUGCUUCCCUUCCCAUCAACCCUACCAUCAUUCGCAUCAUGAGGGUGUUGCGCAUCACUCGAGUGCUGAAACUACUGAAGAUGGCUGUGGGAAUGCGAGCUCUGCUAGACACUGUGAUGCAGGCCCUUCCUCAGGUGGGGAAUCUGGGUCUUCUCUUCAUGUUGCUUUUCUUCAUCUUUGCUGCUCUGGGAGUAGAGCUGUUUGGUGACCUGAUAUGUGAUGAGCUACACCCCUGUGAAGGUCUUGGCCGUUAUGCCACGUUCAAGAAUUUUGGCAUGGCUUUCCUCCUGCUGUUCCGUGUAUCCACCGGGGACAACUGGAAUGGCAUUAUGAAGGAUACACUCAGAGACUGCUCCCAAGACACCGGUAUAUGCUACAACACGGUAGUGUCCCCCAUUUACUUUGUGUCCUUUGUGCUGACGGCUCAGUUUGUGCUGGUCAAUGUGGUGAUCGCUGUGCUCAUGAAGCACCUAGAGGAAAGCAACAAAGAGGCCAAGGAGGCUGAAGCGGAGGCCGAGCUGGAGCUGGAGCAGGAGAUGGAAGCUUUAGGUAGAGAUAGAGACAUACACAGAGGGCACAUGCCACGUUUGGGUUCUGGUGAUUUGGGUGGACCAGGAGGUUCACCUUGGAUAUCAAGAGACCAUCGAGAUCUGUCAGGACCACUUUACCCCAUAGACAGCCCAACAGCAGACAUACGCAGAGACUUUGAAGAUCAUUUAAGGACAGAUCCUGAUCCACCUCCGAAUCUGGAGCCACCAUUAGAGCGGAGGCCCAUGUUUGACUCAGUUUCCCUGGUGAUCCAGGGCUCACUGGAAGGAGAGCUCAGCCUCAUGGACAACCUGUCUGGCUCCAUCUGCCACUACUACGCUCUGCCCCCCCUUCCCAGCAAACACUGCACUGAGAAACAGAUUCCUCUAGCCGAGAUGGAGGCUCUAUCUCUGGCAUCGGAGAAAUCCUGGUCCUUAGCUCUGACGGAUGACUCUGUCCCAGAUGAUUUUAACCCCCUCUUACUAACCAGUCAGGAGUGCAAUACCACAGAUCCUUCAGAUCCGCCAGACACCCGGCAGGCAAAUGAACCGACGGAUGAACACUUGCUAUCCGUGAAGAAGACCUCAGUAGGCCGCACACAUUCUCUACCUAAUGACAGCUACAUGUUCCUGCCGCUGCAGUCCAACUCAAACCACAGCACCCACACAGCCUCACCUCACCUCGCUCAGACAGGGUCUACAGGCUCUGUUCAGUCUCAAACAGAAGAACCCAGCCAGCACUUGACUGUGCCCAGCGAUCUGUUCCGACCCAUCAGUCCUCACAGUUUAUCAGACUCAGAGAGCAUCCCACGAAUUCCCCCACCUCGGCGGGCACACACUCUCUCACGCACACUCCGCAGACAGGUGGCAGUGAGUGCUGACUCUCAGGAGACGCUAUACACAGAGGGAGGGGAAUCUGAGGGUCCCCUGGGGCUCAGGGAACUGUCGGACCCCCUUCCACCUCAGCAGCAGCACCAGCCUUCCCUCUUUCUGGUCCCUGCCACACCAGGCGCCUCCCCAAAACCUUCACGACCUAGUGUCCACACGCAGCACAACCCCUACGACCAGUACAAUGUGUUCUCCAGGAGUUCCCACUCUCCACCUGUACCACCACCACCACCACCACCACCAGACUACAGGAAGCAUGAGGAUGUGGACUCGGUGGAUCAGGAGGUAUCUCGAAUUAUCCGAGCAGGACUCACAGGGAGAAGCGAUGAUGUCAACCGAGGAGAGACAGGAGAUCAAGGUGCAAAACGUCAGCUUAAGAAAUACCAUAGCGUGGACACUCAAGGCCAGCGAGCUCUGCUGUUACCGCGGCCUUUGUCGUGGCUUGACGACCCACGCCGGCACUCCAUCGAAGUAUGCUCGUCUGUGGAAAGUAGUCCGCAGCGCAGUUCCAUAUCAUCAGGGUUUGUAUCACGAGCCAACAGCCUCCAGCAACAAUCUUCUCCCCGUGGCCGCAAGAAGAAGAUGAGUCCACCGUGCAUUUCAGUGGAUCCACCUGAGGAUCCGGAACUACCAGGAGGAUUUCACCCUGCUCUAGGGAUUGUGCCACCUCCAUUGCCAAGCCGGGACACUUGCCUGAGGAGGCGCGCUCCCUCCAGUGACUCCAAGGACUCGUUUGAUUUGGGAGGAGGAGGAGAGACGCUGCCUCAAGAGGGCAUUCCGAACUCCAAGCUAUUGACUCUGCCUAGCUUCUCUUUUGAGAAAACAAGCUCUGAGCACUGAACAUUGACUCACACGAUCACACACACACAUGCGCACAUGACACAUGAUACACUCGGUGUAUCCGUGAUGGUGAUAGUAAUAGUAAUAAUAUCUUAGAGAGUAAUAAUGCUAAAUGCAACAAUGGUGAGUACUCCAUGAUUAUGAGGAAUAGUAACUAUACCUUGUAUUUUUCUCUACUGCCAAAAGAACACAUAAAGACAUUACGCUGAGGAUUAAACUAGCUAAUAACCAGACUCUCUCCUCAAAGAUGUCAGCAGAUAUGUUGGCAACCUCAAGACCUCCUGGUGGAGGUCAGCGCAGAGCCCGAGGAGGGCAAGGCGUCCCCCCUUCUGGCGAUCGUGAAGACUUCACAGCACUGUAUUGCUGAACUCCCUAAAGGGCACUGAUGAAGGUACAAAGCAAUAUGAACGUUUUAGAGACACUAUUUUCUUAAAUUAUUGGGCCAUAGUGUUUGUAAAGGAUGUAGAAUUUCUUUUUCAAUUGCGUUAUGGUUUUAUGUGUCUUUUUGUGAUUUCUCUUUUACUCAAUGUUUCAAACGUUUGUUGUUUGCUUUAUUUUUUCACCAUAGGAUAUUUUUAGCUUUCUUGUUUUAACGAAGACAAAAAAAGGAAACAUUUUUUCAAAGUGCCGGGAUCUAUGUAUUUGUAGAAAUAUUUAUAUUAUUAUUAUUAAUAUUAAUAAUAAUAAUAAUAAUAAUGAUGAUGAUAUAUCUCUUUAAAAUAAAGCAUUAAACAGC